Perognathus longimembris pacificus (Pacific pocket mouse) is the source of this 1453-nucleotide messenger RNA. It is a transcript of the gene C3H19orf25, whose product is annotated as chromosome 3 C19orf25 homolog. The transcript has 2 exons. Lineage: Eukaryota; Metazoa; Chordata; Mammalia; Rodentia; Heteromyidae. The record is from RefSeq and is a predicted model, not a curated record. Bases 219 to 584 code for a protein of 121 amino acids.
GCACCCAGGCGGGGGGAAGGAAGCUGAGGCCAAGGUCGCUGCGGACCCCCGAGGCCUGGGCUUUCGUGAUCGCACGGAAGGCAGGCCACAGGCCGAAGGAGCCCAGCGGGGCCGCGGGGGACGGGGUGGGCUACCGGCCACGGGGCCGCGGCGACGGCGCACGAGCUCGCGGGGCGGGGGCCACGGCCCGGCCUCGGCGCCCUCCGCCCGCCGGCGGCAUGGGCUCUAAAGCCAAGAAGCGGGUGGUGCUGCCCACCCGCCCGGCGCCCCCCACCACGGAGCAGAUUCUGGAGGACGUGCGCGGGGCGCCGGCCCACGACCCCAUCUUCACGGCCCUGGCCCCAGGAGAUACCUCAAGACCCUACAAGAGGCUUGAGGAGCCUGAGGCCCAGCGAGAGCGACUGUACCAGCAGAGCCGGGCCUACGUGGCUACCAAUGAGCAGCUGCGGAAGGCUGGGGAUGGGCUGAGGCAGAAGUGCGAGGAUCUCUGGCAGGCCGGUCAGGAGCUGGAGCUGGACAUCAGCCAGGUGUCACAGACAGCACUGCCACCACCACCAGGGACCUUGGCUAUCUCCUCACACUGACCUGGGCCAGCACCCAGUGCUGUCCGCCUUGCUUCCCCCUCCCUCUGGGGACCUGGGUGCCCCCAGCUUUCAUUCCACGUCCGUCAGCCCUGCUUGUUCCCGACACUCAGAAGGCUGCAGGCGCUUGGCUGGAGGGACCCGCCCCACAGGCCCCCUGUCUCUGCGGACUGGAGCCGGACCCAGCCAAGGUUCUAGGAGGAGGACAGCGAGGAUGACUGCUCCAGCAUCUGUCCCCUCUCCUCUGAUCUGAGACAAGGCCCCUAUGGCAGUGCCGCCUCCUGUCUCCAUACUCCUGCUUAGGGCACUGAACACUUGGCUGGAGAUAGAUAUGUGGGGAGUAACUCCAGGGCUGCUGCCUCUUUAGAAGAAACUUCUUUCUCUCCAUGAAAGUGCACCUCUCAGCUCAGGCCUCCCCUAAACCAGACUCUGGGUCUUUGGGACAAGCCUGCACCCCUCAGGAACUUCCCCUGCAUCACUACGAGCUGCCUCCUUCCCACACUGGCCAGCCUGGUCCUGCCCCAGGAGAACCAUGCCUCUGACCAUCUAGUACUCGAGCCAGCAGGCAGGCAUCCUCUUGCUUGGACAGCCGAGGGUCAGUGGCAGGCCGUGCGGGCAGGCUUUCCCUCCCAUCCUAGCUCCUGCCUGGGACCAAGUGGACACUCCCGCUGACAUCGCUGGGCCUUGUCCCUGAGUUCCCUCCUGGCAUGAGGGGCUCUCAACAGGAGCACUGGACCCGUUGUUGGGGUGGCCAUGGCUGGGAUGGAAGGCCCAGGAAGCUGGCCUCUACCCUUCAGCCUACCUUGGAAGUGGAACAGUGGGAAGCAUGGGCAAUUCCACAGCUUGGUUUAUUAAAGGUGCACAAAAAGCCA